Molecule: messenger RNA, 584 nt
Organism: Sinocyclocheilus rhinocerous
Lineage: Eukaryota; Metazoa; Chordata; Actinopteri; Cypriniformes; Cyprinidae
Product: ribosomal RNA-processing protein 8-like
Exons: 3
Coding region: 104-511 (135 amino acids)
Biological process (GO): rDNA heterochromatin formation; regulation of transcription by glucose; cellular response to glucose starvation
Cellular component (GO): chromatin silencing complex; nucleolus; rDNA heterochromatin
Molecular function (GO): methyltransferase activity
Source: RefSeq, a predicted model, not a curated record
CGCAGACUUCGGCUGUGGAGACUGUAAAAUUGCACGGAGUGUAAAAAAUAAAGUACACUCUUUUGAUUUGGCUCCGGUUUGUGAUCUUGCCACUGCAUGUGACAUGGCAAAAGUAAGUUAUUGUGGUAAUAAAGGUUUUAAUUGUAAUGCAGCCGAAAGACUAAAGACGGCUCUGUUUAUUACUUAUUCACAGGUGCCACUUUGUGAUUCUACAGUAGAUAUUGCUGUUUUCUGUCUUUCUCUGAUGGGGACAAAUCUGGGAGAGUUUUUGGCAGAAGCAAACAGAGUCCUGGUGAUGGGGGGUCUUCUUAAAAUAGCUGAAGUGGCCAGUAGAUUUGAAAAUGUGCGUUUGUUCAUUGAUGCAUUGUCAAGUCUGGGCUUCAAGUUAGUCAAUAAGGACACAGAAAACAGCCACUUCCACUCCUUUGAAUUCAUAAAGACAGGAAAAGCACCUGUGAACGUGAGGAAAGUCGGUCUUCAAAUUAAACCUUGUCUGUACAAGAAACGAUAAAUGUACAUUAAGUAAAUAUUUUGCUUCUUUAUGUAUGGACUGUGUAUGAAAGGUUUAUCAGCAGUAGUUCAGU